CUGCUGUGGGGGAGAAUCGUGGUGGCUGUCCGAUAUAAAGACGCUGGGCAUCCCCCUCCAUUCAGCCAUCCUGUAUCACACGCACCAUCCUCCCCUUUUCUCCUACAUCCCCUGUUCUAUUUCAGGAUCCAUCCACGAGUCUUAUCCUUUCUAUUUUAAUUUCUCUCUUCUUCAUCCACCUUUCUCGUCCACACCAUCCAUCAUAAUGAAGUUCCUUGCCUCUCUUGCCCUGUUGGCGUCUACUGUGGCUGCUAGCCCUAUGCUGUACCCCCGCCAGUCCAGCAACUCCACCCAGUCCUUCUACCUCAAGACCUCGGGCGCUUCCAACGAUAACCACAACAACCUCUACGUUUAUGCCUACCACACCGGUGCGGGAUUCAACGAUGCCGUGCUGACCUCGGAUGUCGGAACGGCCAGCCCGGCCUUCCUCAACGGCACCCACACCCAAUUCGACCUGGGAACUUCCUUCCCUUGGGGAUUCAAGAUGGGCGUCCAGAACAACUACGCAGCAUGGGAGUCUGUCCAGAUCAAUGUUGGAUACGGCGAUGAUGAUUUCUCCAUUGGCACUACCGGUCUGGAGUGGUCGGCACAGGAUGGCUUCGGAGGCUGGCUAGUGUGCGAUUGGUACCACAACGCACCCCAGCUCUUCUACAUCUACCGCUACGAAGAGCCCACUAUUCCUUCCUCCUGCAGCACUGUCGACCUGAAGCCCGAAUAUACUUCCUAGAGACACAACGUCUAGACCUCGCCACUGGGCCUUGUAACAGGGGCUCUAUGACGAGUGUGGCGUGACUGAUGAAUCAUGAUACCGAAGGAUCUGGGAGGAUACGCGCCUCUCCCGGUUUGAAAGGGAAUGCACUCUGUAACAAUACGCCUGUUAAACGAUCGACCUUUACUAAUGUUAAUAUACUUAAUGAUGAGUGAGAAUGAGUUGUGAUGAAUGGGAAGGAAGGUGAUGUAUACGCUAUGCGUGGCAUGUUGCAUAGUCAGGGAUAUCAGGUUUAGAUAAUCUCACGUAAAUAUAUGCAUUUACUACUUACUACUUGGUAUCUUGACAAGAAUGAUAGCUGCAAACCCACAAUAAUAAAAGUAAACUAGAUUGAUGUGCUUCCCAUCCGCCCUUCGCUUAUCGUAGCGGCCAAUAAUUGGCAAUAGUGGCUGCCGGGAUCCGGUUAGUGUUGCAGGUUUGCGGGGACAGCAAACACUUGACUUCUACAUACCACGACGGUAUGGGGAACGGAGUUUCAUUCAUGAAAUGGGACGAGAUGGAUAGAGUCACAGAAUGGCAGACACGGAAUGACUCUUUCGCUAUUACUUUAUACCUGCGACGAGGGAUUAUUUUUCUAUUCUGUGUACGGGAAAGGG
Molecule: messenger RNA, 1365 nt
Organism: Aspergillus welwitschiae
Lineage: Eukaryota; Fungi; Ascomycota; Eurotiomycetes; Eurotiales; Aspergillaceae
Exons: 3
Coding region: 206-727 (173 amino acids)
Source: RefSeq, a predicted model, not a curated record